Molecule: messenger RNA, 456 nt
Organism: Gambusia affinis (western mosquitofish)
Lineage: Eukaryota; Metazoa; Chordata; Actinopteri; Cyprinodontiformes; Poeciliidae
Product: LIM/homeobox protein LMX-1.2-like
Exons: 3
Coding region: 196-456 (86 amino acids)
Biological process (GO): neuron differentiation; regulation of transcription by RNA polymerase II
Cellular component (GO): nucleus
Molecular function (GO): RNA polymerase II transcription regulatory region sequence-specific DNA binding; DNA-binding transcription factor activity, RNA polymerase II-specific
Source: RefSeq, a predicted model, not a curated record
AUUAUUCUUUCCUCCUCUUUGGUGAGGCUGUCACUCGGUGAAGUCAUUCUGUUGCGGCUGCCUCCUCUCUUUUUUUGUUCACCCCCCCGUCGGCUUUGGGGAGGAGAAGAUAAAGCUUCCUCGGGUCCUCUAAUCAUAACAGGUCUGGUGUCGCUGGAGCGCCUAUCCGCGGGAGAACGGUCCGAGACGCGCAUCAUGCUGGACGGCAUAAAAAUCGAAGAUCACCCGCUGCGAUCGGGACAAGCCACGCUGGGAGUCAUGCUCGGCUCCGAGUGUCACCACAGAUCCGUGUGUGAGGGCUGCCAGCGGCCCAUCUCCGACCGCUUCCUGAUGAGGGUCAACGACUCCUCAUGGCACGAAGAGUGUUUGCAGUGCACCGUGUGUCAACAGCCCCUCACCACCAGCUGUUACUUCAGAGAGAGGAAACUUUACUGCAAACACGACUACCAACAGUAA